CUUUACAGUGCAAGACCACGCGCUAUGUGCAACUCGACGUCUCAUGAUCGUUGGGUUAUGAGGAGGACCUGGGCGGCGUUUCCUACAUUCAAAAAUGGUGUUUAAGGCGAUAUAACUAUCGCGGCCGAUUCUUUUACUCUGUCGCAUUGCCAAACCCAGAAUUGCGUCAACGCACAUUUUCCACCAUUCUACCAAUGUGGGACAAACUUCUCUCCGUGUUCAAAGGCAAAGGGGGGGAAGGCGAAAAGUCCCGCCCCGUCAACCGACGACAUUUAUCAACACCUUCUGACCCAUUCGGCGAUUCGACCGAAGAAGCGAAUCCGCCAUCGCGCGAGGAUCGAGAGGACUCUGGAGUCCGUCUCCACCACUCUCUGGAAGAGGCCCUUGGGCGAGAGCCGCGGGGCGAGGAUGCAUUGGAUGCCGAGGAUGAUGAGGAGGACGUCCCUGUUCGCCACCACACUCUUGAAGAGAACAUUGAGCUCGCGAGGGAACUGUCACAGGAGCUGGAACGCCAGUCCGAGGAACUGAGGAGGUCCUCAACCAGCAACGACCACACGGCCGCUCGUUCAGCCAAGUCCCAAUAAUCACCUCAGCGGUCGCUGAUAUCUAUCGAUGAUGGCUACACAUCUAAUACGGAAAGCUCUAAUAUGGAAAGCGGUGGGGACAAGGGCUUCGGUGGUUUGUCCCCGGUAAAUCACUUUGGCGUGCAUUUGAAGAGUCAGGUUUCUUUUGAUUCGGCGCCGAGGAGUGAUAGUCUCUCACCAUGAGGAGGAUGCGUGGGUGGGUUUACGAUGCCGGUUGUUUGAUGCGCAGGCUGUUUUGCUAUAUCGAUCGCCGGGUCAAGCGCUUGGUAUUACAUGCCGGGGUCGUCACACACAUGCGAUACUCGCAGUGAAGGGUAUUGUCUCUCGCGAGGCAAAGCACUAUAUAAUUUGUCCAAGCUACCCUCUCCAACCACCACGUUCGUUCUCAGGCCAAAACUUGCGUUCUUGGCUUGCACGACGAGUUACUAUUACCCAGGCCAUGAGAACUGACCGAUCGCUUGACCGACCGACGGGGAGAAAAGGCAACGAUAGGGAACUGCGACGAAGGAACUACACAAAAGCAGGUAGAGCCAUGCGGGAAUUUAGAUCUAUAACAAAGAGUGGUCCUUCUC
Cladophialophora immunda is the source of this 1156-nucleotide messenger RNA. RefSeq lists its product as uncharacterized. The record is from RefSeq and is a predicted model, not a curated record. Bases 195 to 584 code for a protein of 129 amino acids. NCBI's taxonomy places the organism in Eukaryota, Fungi, Ascomycota, Eurotiomycetes, Chaetothyriales, Herpotrichiellaceae. The transcript has a single exon.